Molecule: messenger RNA, 4447 nt
Organism: Cladophialophora immunda
Lineage: Eukaryota; Fungi; Ascomycota; Eurotiomycetes; Chaetothyriales; Herpotrichiellaceae
Exons: 2
Coding region: 60-1790 (576 amino acids)
Biological process (GO): polyamine biosynthetic process
Source: RefSeq, a predicted model, not a curated record
CCCACCGACUGCAUCACCUGGAGCUUUGCCCUCGACACCUGGUCCUGUAUUCUAAGACUAUGGCCAGGAGAGCAAAACCGCCCAACAAUGUCACGACACGGACUACCACGCCUUCUCACAAAUCUAAAAUGCCUCCCUCACCACACACGGACACGGUGUCGACAGACAAGCGACCCAAACCCUUGGUCGCAUCCUUGGCCGACACGAGAGUACGGCGGGCUCUACAACUUGUUCUUCUCGCGGCCCUCUAUGCGCCCAUAUCCCAGUUGAACCUUUCGCCAGUAUAUGGGAACAUACCGGUGGCGUUGUACCAUCGAUAUGGCCUCGCUGCCUCCUUCAUGCUCGCCUUCGUCCUUCGGGGUUUCCUCCCACCCUGGAUCUCACGAUCCAUCACCCCUUUCUGCUUCUGGAUCCCGAGCAUCCAAUUCUUCCUCUUCCGAUUCAGUUCGACCCUUGGUAACCCACUGGGACCUCUGAUCACGGAGCUCCUGACGUGCUAUCCUCUUGUGCUGUUGUCUGCCUCCCUUGCAAUGCAAUACUUCGACGAGGCCUUCAGAACCAGCCAGCGUGAUUCCUCCUUGGGGGAGGUUGUGCCCUCAAUGGGCUUAUUCUUGCUCUUCUCGGUCCUUCACAGAGCUUGCAAGGGCUUUGUCUCGUCACUUCUCGGGCACGGCUUUCUCACUUCUCGGAUCGGAAUGCAACUGCUAGUUGCUUCGCUAUAUGGGAUGGUUCUUCCGAAUAGCAUCCUCUGGCCCUCGCUACCGGCGGUCGCUUUUACCAUGGUGGCAAAUCCACACUGCACGCUUUCGCGAACCACUGAGGUCCUCAACAACACCUUGGCUCUCUACAAUUAUACCUUAUUGGAACGAAAAGAGUCGAUUACAGGCUAUAUCUCAGUUCUGGAGGACAACCAUCGAGGGUUCCGCGUGAUGAGAUGUGAUCAUAGUCUCCUAGGUGGAGAAUGGAAGUCGCCGCCCUCGAGGAGAGUCCAUAGGAAAGUUGCAGAACCGAUCUAUUCUAUCUUUGUGAUGCUCGAGGCUGUACGUCUUGUCGAGGGCGCAUCUCCUAGCCCAAACAAGACUGCCUUGAACAUCGGGCUAGGAAUCGGAACUGCGCCAUCAGCCUUGAUCCAUCAUGGAGUGAAUACGACUGUCAUGGAACUCGAUCCGGUUGUCCACGAAUUCGCGAUCAAAUACUUCAACUUUCCCCACAACCAUAGCUACUAUAUUGGUGACGCCGUCCAUGCAAUUAAUACUGCGAAUGCGACGGAGGCAGACUCGUAUGACUACAUCAUCCACGACGUCUUCACAGGUGGAGCAGAGCCCGUGGAGCUCUUUACCACGGAAUUCCUCUCGGGGCUGCACAUGCUUUUGAAACCAGAUGGAGUCAUAGCCAUCAAUUACGCAGGAGACCUCGCCAUGCCUGCAUCCUCUCUCAUUUACAGGACGAUUACAUCAGUAUUUCCUUCUUGCCGAGUUUUCCGGGAAGACGAAGCACCCGCGCCUGGAGUCAAGCCGGUUGACUUCACGAACAUGGUGUUCUUCUGCAGGAAGAAGAAGGCGGCGAUCACAUUUCGAAGACCCGUUGCGGCAGAUUUCCUGGGGAGUGGUGCUCGGCAAGAGUUUCUGAUACCAAGGCAUGAAAUUGCCUCGAGUGAGUUUGAUACAGAAGGCGGCGUUCUCAGAAACGGACAGACCAAGGAACUCGAGAAAUGGCAGGGACAAAGUGCAUUGGGCCACUGGACGGUCAUGAGAACAGUGCUGCCGGAUGUCAUCUGGGAGAACUGGUAAUCCGUGCCGGGACAAGUAUAUGGGCUUAUUAUUCACAAGAGAGCGCAAGAGGUCGACCAUGUCAAGCCAAAGUCGACGGCGCCAGUACGGCUUCAUUCCGGAGAUGUGACGGAGGAUAUAUUGGCUACGACCCGAUGUACGGCCCAACAAUGUUUCAACGAUAUGGCCGGUACCCAGCAUAUCAGUGGUUAUGUAGAGGAGCAGGCCAUUUCUGUGCCACGCGCUGAAACUUGGGUGCGUUCUGCAGGACCAUCCCCUCAUUGAGCUGUCCAGUUUCGCGGCGGAAGAUAUCCUGCCACGGUGUCUGAGACUCUGGAAUCUGAUAUCCCCCUUUGGCCUCCAAGUCCUGCCGUCGCUUCUUCAACUCCUCGUCAGAGACCAAGAGCUGAACUUGUCGCUUGUUCAAGUCGACCCUCAAGACAUCUCCGUCCCUCAGCAGCGCCAGGUUACCACCUGCGGCGGCUUCAGGGCUGGCAUUCAGAAUCGACGGCGAACCUGACGUGCCAGACUGUCUUCCAUCUCCAAUACACGGCAAAGAGGUGACGCCUUGUUUCAAGACGUGGCCUGGAGCAUGCAUGUUGACGACCUCCGCCGCGCCAGCUGAGAUUGGACAUUAGCAUUGUUAUUUGCGACAGACCCGAGGUCAAAGUCUCUGUCUUGCGCACAGUUCACGAAGCGAGAAAAGGCAGUGGGCAACGAUUCGACCUUUUCGGACGGAGGGACAAGGAGUACUUACGAUAUCCAAGGGGCCCAGCACCACGCAUCACCAAAAUCGUCCUCUUAUCGACCGGGGUCUUGGGAUCGUCGAUGCGGUUGAUGAAAUCCUCUCGCCCGUCAAACACCACAGCCUUACAUUCAAAUGCAUUGGGGUCCUUUGGGUCUUCCAAGAACUCGCGCCGGAAAUCGUCUGAAAUCACCGAGGUCUUCAUAAUGGCGGAAUCAAAGAGAUUACCUGUCAUGUGGAGGAAGCCCGCUCGCUGUUUCAGGGGCUCGCUAUAGGGCUUGAUGGUCCGUCUGUCCCAAGAAUGCUUGCCGUCCACAAUCUCCUUUAUGGUCUUGCCGUUGCAACUCAGAGCUUGUGGCUGGAGUUUACCUUGAUCCAAAAGCUCGGCCAUGACUGCUUCAAGCCCGCCCGCUUUAUAAUACUCCUCGCACAACAUCUCGCCUGCGGGUUGCACAUUCACCAGCAAAGGGGUGUCAAAUCCAAUCUUAUCCCAGUCAUUCAAAUCAAGGGGGACACCAAUAUGCUUCGCCACAGCAUUCAGAUGGAUGGGCGCAUUGGUGCUCCCUCCGAUAGCACUAUUCACGACAAUCGCAUUCUCAAAGGCUUCCCUUGUCAUGAUGUCGCUUGGCUUGCGGUCGGCGUGCACCAUCUCCACAAUUUGCCUACCGGUCCUAUACGCACACUGAGCACGCUCACGGUACGGAGCCGGGAUAGCCGAAGAGCCCGGCAGAGCCAUGCCAAGUGCUUCGGCCAAAGCAUUCAUGGUUGACGCCGUGCCCAUGGUAUUGCAAUGGCCUGCCGAGGGCGUCCCAGCUGCGAUCAUGUCCACCAUCAUAUCAUCGUCAAUCUUCCCGGCGGCAUGCAAAUCCCUGGCUUUCCACAAGAUGGUCCCCGAGCCAAUCCUGUCCUGUGAGCCGUGGAGGCGACCAUUCAGCAUCGGGCCGACAUUGAGGCAGAUGGCGGGAAUGUUGACCGUGGCGGCAGCCAUCAGCAUUGCCGGGGUGGUCUUGUCACAGCCCGUCAAAAGCACCACUCCAUCCAAAGGAUACGCGUGUAAGAUCUCCACAAGGCCGAGAUAUAGCAAAUUCCGAUCCAACGUCGCCGUCGGCCGCCUCGCCGAUUCCUGGAUGGGGUGCGUGGGAAACUCGAAGGCGAUACCACCAGCGGAGCGAAUCCCCUCCCGGACGCGCUUGGAAAGUUCGAGAUGGUGUCGGUUACAGGGGGCGAUGUCACUGCCGGAUUGAGCGAUGCCGAUGAUGGGCUUGCCGGUGUUGAGUUCGGACGUCGUCAGGCCGUAGUUGAGGUAGCGGUCCGUGUACAAGGCCAUCAUUUCCGGGUUCUCGGGGGAGUUGAACCAAUUUUCGGACCGCAGCUUUCGGGAUUGGGGACCCGAGUGCGCGUCCUCGAGGCCGUUGCUCGUCGUCGUCUUUUUCCCACCGGCCUUGGACAGCUUCAGUUCGAGCUCUUGGGUCCGUUUGCGCAGGCUCUCGAGUUCGAGCUGGUAGUCUUCCAUGUCUGGCACGGGGCCGCCAUGGUGCUGGUGUCCGUCACACGACCCGCAAGUCUGUUGCUGCUGCUGCUGCUCCUUUGGGCAACUCAUUUUUAAAGACACCUGCUUUGCUCGGGAUCCGUCUUUGAGUGGUGAAUCUUGCCUUCUCCUUGUCUAAAGGCUCUUUCUCUCCUCCUCGUCACUUGUGUGGAAAUGGUCCCGGGCGUCUGGAGUAUAGUAUAGUAUGAUAUGGUAUGAUAGGAUAGACGUGGUACGGUUUUAUAUCUCAAUCUGAAGGAGUGAAUUGGAAAAGAGCCAGAAGAUGGUACCACUGGUAGUAGUAACCAACAACAACCAACAAGGAUGAAGAAAAGGAAAAGAAAGAUGAAGGGGAAGUAAGUAACAAGUAGAAUUGGAUAAGAACCAAAAAAAGGAACACCUGAC